UUCGGAUUCUCUCUUCUUGUCUUAAACUCUUCACUUCAGCAACACAACAAACCUCCGUCGCCGCCAUUCUCUCAAACCAGAAAUCGACGCCGGAGGAGAGAGAGAGAGAGAAGCAAUUAAUCUCUUUUAUCUCUCUCAUAUAACAAAAUGGCAUCUUCUCUAUCACUUCACUCCUCCUUCGUACCUUCCUUCGCUGAUCUCCACGACCGUGGUUUGGUCAGUAAAAACUCUCCGACAACUGUUUCAGUUACCAAGUUUCCAACUUGGGAGAAGAAGAAGAAGAAUCAGAUCUCGAAUCGGAACCUCUUCAAGCUGAGCUGCGUGAUGGAGAAGAGCAUCGACGGAAACACUCAUUCUGUAGUUGACACCACCCAAGAUUGCUUAAAUGAUGUUAAUGUCAGAGAAGAAGCUAGCGUCGCUACGUUACUGAUGAACUUGGAUAAUAAAUUUGAUCCCUUUGAUGCAAUGAGCACUCCCCUUUACCAGACUGCUACGUUUAAGCAGCCUUCUGCUAUAGAAAAUGGUCCAUAUGAUUACACAAGAAGUGGGAAUCCUACACGUGAUGCACUUGAAAGUCUCCUUGCGAAGCUUGACAAGGCGGAUAGAGCAUUUUGCUUUACUAGUGGAAUGGCUGCUCUUGCUGCUGUUACCCACCUUCUCAAAUCUGGCGACGAGCUUGUGGCUGGGGAUGAUUUAUAUGGUGGCUCAGACAGAUUACUAUCCAAUGUAGUUCCAAGAUCUGGCGUUGUGGUCAAACGAGUAAACACAACUAGUUUAGAGGAGGUUGCUGCUGCCAUUGGUCCCAGGACAAAACUUGUGUGGCUUGAGUCUCCAACCAACCCCAGACAACAGAUCUCUGAUAUACGAAAAAUAGCUGAGAUGGCUCAUGCUCAAGGUGCACUUUUGUUAGUGGACAACAGUAUUAUGUCCCCGGUGCUCUCUCGGCCAUUAGAACUUGGAGCUGAUAUCGUGAUGCACUCGGCUACUAAGUUUAUAGCCGGACACAGUGAUUUGAUGGCGGGUGUGCUUUCUGUAAAAGGCGAACAAUUGGCAAAGGAGUUGUACUUCCUCCAAAACUCGGAAGGUUCUGGAUUAGCUCCUUUCGACUGUUGGCUUUGCCUACGAGGAAUCAAGACAAUGGCUUUACGUAUAGAGAAGCAACAGGAAAACGCACGGAAGAUCGCAAUGUACUUGUCUACCCAUCCAAGAGUGAAGCAAGUGUACUAUGCUGGUCUACCAGAUCAUCCUGGCCACCAUCUCCACUUCUCUCAGGCAAAGGGUGCAGGAUCAGUUUUUAGCUUCAUAACAGGAUCUGUCGCGCUAUCUAAGCAUCUUGUGGAAACCACCAAGUACUUCAGCAUUGCUGUCAGUUUUGGGAGUGUUAAGUCGCUUAUAAGCAUGCCAUGCUUCAUGUCACAUGCAAGCAUACCUGCAGAAGUUCGCGAGGCCAGAGGCUUGACUGAAGAUCUUGUUCGUAUAUCCGCAGGCAUUGAGGAUGCUGAUGAUUUGAUCUCUGAUCUUGAUAUCGCCUUCAGAACCGGUCCCAUCUAGCUCCACCCUCAGCAAAAAAUAAAACAGUUUUUCUAAUCGCAGUUUGGUUCUUGAAAGAAGAAUCUGUAUUAGUAACCAGAAAACAUGGUUUGGUGUUUGAGAGAACACAUCAAACAAAUAAAAUCGUUAUUGUUUAAAUCUGUAUUCUGAGUUUGUAAUAGACUUCAAAUCCAACAUAAGCAGUGAAAACAUUACUGUCAUGCAA
Raphanus sativus (radish) is the source of this 1756-nucleotide messenger RNA. RefSeq names its product cystathionine beta-lyase, chloroplastic. Gene Ontology annotation, cellular component: cytoplasm. The record is from RefSeq and is a predicted model, not a curated record. NCBI's taxonomy places the organism in Eukaryota, Viridiplantae, Streptophyta, Magnoliopsida, Brassicales, Brassicaceae. Gene Ontology annotation, biological process: 'de novo' L-methionine biosynthetic process; transsulfuration. The transcript is spliced from 12 exons. The coding region runs from base 148 to 1551 and encodes 467 amino acids. Gene Ontology annotation, molecular function: pyridoxal phosphate binding.